Chironomus riparius is the source of this 1508-nucleotide messenger RNA. The record is from the annotation of a GenBank genome assembly. NCBI's taxonomy places the organism in Eukaryota, Metazoa, Arthropoda, Insecta, Diptera, Chironomidae.
GUCGCUUUCUUAAAGAAGAUAAAAAGUUUCAUUGCUUUGAAUAUUUCUUGGCGGAAAAUUGUAAAAUUAAAAUACUUUACGGUACACAUAAGUAAAAUAAGUGUAUUAAAAGUGUAGUUUGGCAUUUGAGAGUGGUAAUAGACGUGAAAGCGUGUGAAAACACUUUUAAUUAGGCUAAGGAAAAUAAAUUUUCAAUUUUUCGGAGCUCAAAAAAAAAUCAUAACAAGAAGAAAAUAAAAUUUGUGCAAGUUAAAAUAAAAGAAAUUCACAAAAAUGAUGGAUAGACAGUUGUCUUUUCAUGGAGACGAGUCUGGAGUAAUUGCCACAAAUGACGAUGCUUCGGAAUCAAAAAGAUCUUGCGUGAAACUGGGUUAUUACCAUGAUGAAUAUUUGCAAAGUUUUGUUAAAAUAUCCGAAAAGAAGGCUCCAGAAAUCAAUCGUGGAUAUUACGCUCGAGUUAAAGGAAUAGAAAUAUGCAUAGAAAAGUUCCUUAAGAAAACUGGCGACAAAUGUCAAAUAAUUAAUCUUGGUUGUGGCUUCGAUACACUUUAUUGGAGACUUCGUGAUGCAAGUCAUAUGGUGCAGAAUUUUAUAGAGCUCGAUUUUCCCACAGUAACAGCAAAGAAAUGCUAUCAAAUCAAAAGAAACAAAGUAUUGUUGGAGAAGAUUAAUAUUGAAGACGGUGAGAUUAAAUUCAGUCCCACGGAUUUGCACGCACCAAAUUAUCAUAUUGUUGGAGUCGAUUUGAGAUCAGUUGAUGAAGUGGCAAACAAACUGAAACAGUCGGAUGUUGAUUUUCAAUUACCAACAAUUUUUCUAUCUGAAUGUGUCCUUGUUUAUAUUGAGACUGCCAACUGUAAUAAUCUACUGAAAUGGAUAGCAUCAAAUUUCACAUCAGCUGCAUUUGUCAACUAUGAGCAAGUAAAUAUGAAUGAUAGGUUUGGUGAAGUAAUGUUAGGCAAUCUUCGUGCUCGAGGCUGUAAUUUGGCAGGCGUGGAAUCAUGUUUAUCUUUAGAAACCCAAAUACUAAGAUUUGUCCAAAAUGGAUUUACAGGUGCCCGAAGUUGGGAUAUGUGCCAGAUUUACGAUAGUUUACCAACAUCUGAGCGGCAUCGAAUUGAAAAAAUUGAGAUGCUCGAUGAAGGAGAAUUACUUGUUCAACUUUUUCAACAUUACUGUAUUACAGUCGCAUGGAAUGGCGAAUUGUUUCAAGACAUUGAAAUAACGGUUGAAAAACGAUUAUCCACAUUAAUGAUCGAUUAGAUUCAACAACAAUUAAAAUUUAUGACUUAACCAUUUAUUGUUACUUGCAAUAUUAAUUUCAUCCUUUGGUUCCUUUUUUCCAAAUGAAACCCUCACAAAAUUUCCUUAAAAUUUUCAACAAAAAAAAGCUAAAGUUUGUUCCUUUUAUCAUUUAAUUGAUAGCAAUUUGAUGGCUACAAAUGAAAAAUCUACUGUAUUAAUUUCGUUUUCGACAAUCAAAUUUCACUGCAAAAAAAGAAAAGAGA